Zea mays is the source of this 973-nucleotide messenger RNA. RefSeq names its product peroxisomal multifunctional enzyme type 2. The transcript is spliced from 5 exons. Bases 287 to 655 code for a protein of 122 amino acids. Gene Ontology annotation, cellular component: cytosol. Lineage: Eukaryota; Viridiplantae; Streptophyta; Magnoliopsida; Poales; Poaceae. The record is from RefSeq and is a predicted model, not a curated record.
CAGCUAACCAGUAACCACCCGGAUAGGGCCAGGGCAUCCACCCGCCCCCAGCUAGAUCCAGAUCCAGAUCCAGCAACCAGCAUGGGCCGUGGCGUGGCGUGCUUGCAGCUGCAGUCCUGCACGUCUUGCCGCUUUGAUUGCCUUCUCCUUCCCGCAACUACUCAUCCUUUCCAUCAAAACUGAGCAAACCCCUCAUCCUAUUCUCGCGCCCGGCGUCUCCCUUCUCCAACCUCCGUUUCUAAUCCGCGCUGCUAAUCCCACUCCCAGUCCCAGCUCGUCCGCUGAGAUGGACAGUAGCAGCCUCAAAUCCGCGCAGCUCCUGGAGCUGAUGCGCCAGCACCUGGCCACCGAUGCCGGCAAGGAGGUCACCAAGAAGGUCGGCCUCGUCUACCAGCUCAACAUCGCCCCCAAGAAGAUCGGCGUUGAUGAGGAGAUCUUCGUGGUCGACCUCAAGAAGGGCGAGGUCACCAAAGGGCCGUACCAGGGAAAGCCGGAUGCCACUUUCUCCUUCACGGACAACGAUUUCCUUGGAAUCGCCACCGGCAAGACGAAUCCGCAGAUUGCAUUCAUUCGAGGGGCGAUUAAAAUCAAGGGGAGCAUCAGUGCGGCGCAGAAGUUCACCCCUGACAUCUUCCCCAAGCCUGCUAAGCUGUAGAAGGGUUCCACAUGAUGUAUUGCCAGCCAUUGAAACACCGCUGUUGCUCUUCUUCAACCUUUCAUGUGAUUCAUCUGGAGCAGCUUAUAUGAUCUGACGAUAAUUGAUAUUUUGCGAUAUAAGUCCAGUGCGGUGAUCGUGUAUGUGGUAGAAUAUGACUGAACUGUUGUAUAGUAUAAAAACACGGAACUUGUUGUAUAGUAUAAAAACACGCCCUUGAAUUUCUGAGUAUAUAUGUAACAUAAGCUUGUGUCGUUUAAGAUUAAAACCAAACCUUUCUUGUGUUGUUUGUGGAGCCAGUCCAAUUAUUUCUUGUUA